Molecule: messenger RNA, 555 nt
Organism: Fonsecaea nubica
Lineage: Eukaryota; Fungi; Ascomycota; Eurotiomycetes; Chaetothyriales; Herpotrichiellaceae
Exons: 4
Coding region: 1-555 (184 amino acids)
Biological process (GO): vacuolar transport
Cellular component (GO): endosome
Source: RefSeq, a predicted model, not a curated record
AUGUCCUUGCCCUUCCCAAACGUCUACCAUCUCCGCACUGUCGCUGAAGCUUCAUCCAAGGCCUGUUAUGUCUGUUACAAACCCUCGGUCAAGGUGCUGAUCACUCCUGACAACAAAGAUUUCUUCUAUAUCUGUGUUUCCCACCUUAGCGACAGAGGGUUUGCUUCCCCCGUUGUAGACGCCGAGGCAGAAGCUGCAAAGAAGAAGAAAGAAUGGAUGGACAAAGAGAUAGAGAAAAUCAAGCAGGAGUACGAGGAGAAACAGCGCAACAAGAAGGCCAAGAAAAAGGCCAAGGACGACGACAAGGACAAAAAGAAGGACGACGACGAUGACGGCAAGGCUGAGAAAGAAAGGGAUGAUAAGAUCAAAGCCAUACAAGCCGGUUCGAGUCCCAGCGAGAAAUCGGAAGAUGCUCCUCGUGUCUAUGCCCUGCACAAAAAUUUCUAUCAAAUGCGAAUUGACCGAUUGCGCAAUCUAGAGGUUGCAAAACGGAACCAACAGCGUAUGAAAGACCCCAGCUUCUUCCCUGCAGCGCCGAAGGGCGACAUCUCAUGA